This is a messenger RNA of Rotaria sp. Silwood2, 636 nucleotides long. The record is from the annotation of a GenBank genome assembly. Lineage: Eukaryota; Metazoa; Rotifera; Eurotatoria; Philodinida; Philodinidae.
AUGCUAUUAGCUUCCGGCCAUUUAGUUCAAACAGUCCGACGAGUCGGUUUAAUGGAUAGUGAUUUAACACCUGAUCAUAUCUACCAAUUUAGUACAGCACUUUACUAUUUAGUUAAACGUGAUGAACAUAUGACCGAAGCUAGACGAAUCGUCAGUGAUGACAUGAUAAAAAAUACAAUCAAUUGCUUAAUAUGGUGCGGAUUUGAAUUUAACUGGUCUUCGAAAAGUGUUAAUAGAUCAAAAGAAGUUAAUGUUGGUUUCUUUUAUAGAAAUGCUGAAGAACGCGAUCGUCUUGUUGCAUCUGAAUGUAAAUUUAUUGAUGAUCGUGUACAAAAAGUCGUUGAACUUAAACGAAAAGUUUGCUCGGGUGAUGAUAAAAAUAAGUCAUUUGUUGUUAUUAAUCAAAAAGGCAGUGAUCGAUUAUCACUUGAUGUAUUAGCUAAAGAAGGAAUUUUAGUAUUAAGACGUGCUAAGCGUCGAAAUAUAGAACGUUUAACUUUAGCAUGUGGUGGAGAAGUUAUGAAUUCGGUUGAAAAUUUAAUACAAGAAUGUCUUGGCUUUGCUGAAGAUGUUUAUGAACAUGUUUUGGUAUUCUUUGGAAUUUUUGUUUUAUUUGAGGGUGUUGGUGUGGAGUGA